Molecule: messenger RNA, 954 nt
Organism: Ixodes scapularis (black-legged tick)
Lineage: Eukaryota; Metazoa; Arthropoda; Arachnida; Ixodida; Ixodidae
Gene: Lim3
Product: LIM/homeobox protein Lhx3
Exons: 4
Coding region: 1-954 (317 amino acids)
Biological process (GO): neuron differentiation; regulation of transcription by RNA polymerase II
Cellular component (GO): nucleus
Molecular function (GO): RNA polymerase II transcription regulatory region sequence-specific DNA binding; DNA-binding transcription factor activity, RNA polymerase II-specific
Source: RefSeq, a predicted model, not a curated record
AUGUUGAAAAAAAUAGCCGUCAUUUUUUACAUUUAUUUAGGAGAGUAUAUCAGUGCGAGCAUCCCCAAGUGUGCCGGCUGCGAACAACCCAUCCUGGAUCGGUUCAUCCUCAAGGUUCUGGAGCGGUCGUGGCACGCGCGCUGCCUCAAGUGCGCCGACUGCCAGGCACAGUUGGCCAACAAGUGCUUCGCCAGGAACGGGCACGUCUACUGCAAGGACGACUUCUUCAAGCGCUACGGGACGAAGUGCGCGGGCUGCGAGCUCGGCAUUCCGCCGACGCAAGUGGUUCGUCGCGCGCAGGACAACGUGUACCAUCUGCACUGCUUCGCCUGCAUCCUGUGCAAGCGACAGCUGAACACGGGCGACGAGUUCUACCUCAUGGAGGACAAUAAACUUGUCUGCAAGGCGGACUACGAGGCCGCCAAAGCGCGCGAGGGUUCCACCAAGCGACCGCGGACCACCAUCACGGCUAAACAGCUGGAGACGCUCAAGAGCGCCUACAACAACAGUCCCAAGCCGGCCAGGCACGUGCGAGAGCAGCUGUCCCAGGACACGGGCCUGGACAUGCGCGUCGUCCAGGUCUGGUUCCAGAACAGACGCGCCAAAGAAAAGCGUCUCAAGAAGGACGCCGGCAAGACGCGCUGGGGAGACUUUUUCCGGUCUUCGUCCGGCGCGAGUAUCAAGCGGGAUAUCAAGGACCAUCCAGAGGACUCUGAGCCGUUCGGCAUGACCGGCAGCGACCCGGAGGCCUCCCACUCGCCGGGCCAGCACUCGGGCCACAGCGGGGCUUCGUCCUACUUCCCUGCCAGCCCCGGCGCCCAGAUGGGGCCGCACUUCGGCCUUUCCGGAGAGCAGUUCCCGGGACGCGGAGACGACACCUACGGGGAGUUCCCGCCCAGUCCGGCCUCGUGGCUCGAAGACAUGGACAGCACGCCUUCGUCGGCCAACUUCUGA